AUGGUGUCUAAGACAACACUAUUUUUAAGUAAUCUACCACAAAGGCCCAAAAACAAACAAAACUAUAUUAAAGCAUUAUUAAAAUGUUUUAACCCCAAUAACGAAUACUGUGAUUAUAUGAAUAGCCUACCAGACCUACGAUUUGGCUCAAGGAAAGAUAUUCCAUUACUCGAUAAGUCUCUAGGUAUCAUCUCUAUCUCACGUCCUCAAUCGUAUAGAUUUCAGAAUAAAUGUUAUAUCACUUUUGAUAACGAAGAUUCGGUAAUAAAAUUCAUAAAAAGAUUUCAAAAUAUGAAAUUUAUGGGUAGAUGUAUAAAGAUCCAAUAUUCUAAGAAACGAUCAUAUAUGGAAGUAUAUAAAGAUAAUCCAAAAUUACUAAACAAGAUAGUAAAGAUUCAGAAAUCAAAGAAAUUGAAGAAAACUAAUGACCCAUUGAAUUUGAAGAGAAAAUUACGGAGACUUCGGAGCAAAUUAAGGUCCAAAAAGAAUUUAACUCAAGAACAGAUAGAUAAAAUAAGUGAAGAACACAAGAUUAAAUUAAUUAAAUCAAGUGCUGUCUCCAAGCAAAAUAGCAAUAAAACUUCCAAAUCGAAGAAAAAACAAAGCUUCACAGAACUAACAAGACAAAUCAAUAAACCCGAGGUCUCAUUAAAUAAAAUACAAAAUAAAGUUAAUGUAUCUGAAAAUCCUCCAAAUAAGAUUCUUUUAAUUCAAGAUAUUCCAACAAGUAUAGAGGAGAACCAACUAAUAGAUAUUUUCCAAUGUGAUGGCUUUAUUGAAGUUAGAAUGGUUCCUGCUCGUCAUUUGGCCUUUGUCGAAUAUGAUUCUAUUGAAAGUGCCAAACAUGUUUUAAAAAAAGUUGGAAAUACAUACUACAUAAAUGGUGAAAAGAAACAACAAAUAUUGGUAGGUUAUGCCAAAUAA
Molecule: messenger RNA, 924 nt
Organism: Arxiozyma heterogenica
Lineage: Eukaryota; Fungi; Ascomycota; Saccharomycetes; Saccharomycetales; Saccharomycetaceae
Gene: MUD1
Product: Mud1p
Exons: 1
Coding region: 1-924 (307 amino acids)
Molecular function (GO): RNA binding
Source: RefSeq, a predicted model, not a curated record